AUGGAGCUUCCGUUACUCUCGUACGCCAACUCCGCCUCAUUUUCGCGAGCAGGCUUAUGCUCUUCAUCCUCAUCUUCCUCCUUCAUUAGUAUCAGAGACUCCCCGGAGAGAAGACGGGGCUUGAGAAUGAGAUCCAACGGCGGCGAAAAUUCCCGAGGCGUUAAAGUUUCCGCCGGCCGAAGCAGCGAAGGAAUCGAUAAGACUGACGGCGUCGGAGGAGCGAGACAAUUCGCCGGCCCUGCCAUGGAGGUCACUACACUUGAUCGUGGCUUCGCUAACUCCACCACCGUUGAUUUCCCGAUCUGGGACAAAAUCGGCGCCGUCGUUAGACUUACUUACGGAAUCGGAAUAUAUGGAGCAAUGGCUGUAGCAGGAAGAUUCAUAUGUUCAGUGACUGGAAUCGACUCGACUGGUGGAUUUGAUCCUUCUCUUGACGCACUUCUCGCCGGACUUGGCUAUGCAACACCACCAAUCAUGGCUCUUCUCUUCAUACUCGAUGAUGAAGUUGUGAAACUAUCACCGCACGCACGAGCCAUCAGAGAUGUGGAAGAUGAGGAACUCAGAAGCUUUUUCUUCGGAAUGUCCCCAUGGCAGUUUAUACUCAUUGUUGCAGCCAGUUCCAUAGGAGAAGAGCUCUUUUACCGUGUUGCUGUUCAGGGUGCUCUGUCUGAUAUGUUCUUGAGAGGAACACAGUUGAUGACAGAUUCAAGAGGCAUGGCAUCUCUGACCGGAGUCUUGCCUCCGUUUGUCCCAUUUGCUCAAGCGUUUGCAGCUGUGAUCACAGCGACUCUCACAGGCUCUCUCUACUUUCUUGCUGCUUCUCCUAAAGAUCCGACAUACAUUGUUGCACCGGUUUUAAGGUCACGCCGCGAUGAUUUCAAGAAGCUUCUCUCAGCUUGGUACGAGAAGAGACAGAUGAAGAAGAUUUACUCUCCCCUCCUCGAAGGGCUGUUAGCACUUUACCUUGGGAUUGAAUGGGUUCAGACGGAUAACAUUUUAGCUCCGAUGAUGACGCAUGGUAUAUACUCGGCGGUUAUAUUAGGACAUGGGCUGUGCAAAAUUCACGAUCACCGGAGAAAAUUACGACGCAGAGUCGAACGGAUUAGAGCGGAGACCACCGAUGAGUUAAUUUAA
Microthlaspi erraticum is the source of this 1134-nucleotide messenger RNA. Lineage: Eukaryota; Viridiplantae; Streptophyta; Magnoliopsida; Brassicales; Brassicaceae. The record is from the annotation of a GenBank genome assembly.